Glycine soja is the source of this 2929-nucleotide messenger RNA. RefSeq names its product cysteine-rich receptor-like protein kinase 2. The transcript is spliced from 8 exons. Lineage: Eukaryota; Viridiplantae; Streptophyta; Magnoliopsida; Fabales; Fabaceae. The record is from RefSeq and is a predicted model, not a curated record. Gene Ontology annotation, biological process: protein phosphorylation. The coding region runs from base 96 to 2048 and encodes 650 amino acids. Gene Ontology annotation, molecular function: ATP binding; protein kinase activity.
CAUUCAAGUAACUAGACUGUUUUAUUUGAGGCCAAUAUAUCAACCCAUCUUUUCAACCUUAGAUUUAAGCGAGUUAAUUUGAGAAUCCCAAGAAAAUGGUGCAACUCAAGCUCGUGGCAUUAACCUUGUUGGUGUUGUGGUCAUGGUGGAACUUUGAGGGUGCAGUUGGAGACCCUCAAACCCUUUUACUCAAAUUUGAGUGCAGUGUAGUCUCGGUACACGACUCGGCCAACUUCUUCCAAAAUCUAAACGCUAGUUUGGCAAACCUGAAAUCGCAGCUGGUGAGCAACCAAAGCAAGCACUUUGUCACAGCUCAAUCAACCACCGGAACGGAUCCUGUCUAUGCAAUGUUCCAAUGCAGGAACUACCUCUCCAACACUGACUGCGUCACCUGUUUCGCUGUGGCCGCCGCCACAGUCCGCAACUGCUCCACCAUGAAUACUGCCCGUGCCAUUUAUGAUGGCUGCAUCCUCAGGUACGAGAACAAUGACUUCUUCAAGCAGAAUCUCAUUUCUAGCAUCCACACACUUUGUGGAAAUCAGACUGCAGAUGAAAGCACUGGUUUUGGUGCAGUUGGACGCCAAGUGCUGAUGGAUCUACAAAUAGCAACACCAAAAAUUAGUGGCUACUUUGCAGCUACCAAGACACAAGUGGAAGGCGGUGCAAUCUAUGCCAUUGCACAAUGUGCUGAAACUCUCACUCAAGACACUUGUUUGGAUUGUUUGUCAUCUGAACAGAGAGACUUACAAGAUUGUCUUCCCAGUACAAAUGGUAGGGGAUUCGAUCCUCCUGUGUGCUUUAUGAGAUACUCGGCGACACCCUUCUUUGCUGAUAACCAAACCAUUGAUAUCACUUCCUUUUUAAAACAAGGAGGAGGAGGUUCAAUCAAGAAGUGGGCCAUUAUUGGUGGUGGUGUAGUAGGUGCACUCCUUGUUGUGAUCCUUAUUCCAUUAUUACCCAGGCAUAGCGGAUCCCAAAGUCCUAAGAGAGUUCCUAGAACAGGUACCAUAAUGGGAGCAACUGAGUUGAAAGCUCCAACCAAGUACAAGUAUAGUGACUUGAAAGCUGCAACAAAAAAUUUUAGCGAGAAAAAUAAAUUAGGAGAAGGAGGCUUUGGUGCAGUAUACAAGGGAACCAUGAAAAAUGGAAAAAUUGUUGCUGUCAAGAAAUUAAUUUCAGGAAAUUCCAACCAGAUGGAUGUUGAAUUUGAAAGUGAAGUAACAGUUAUAAGUAAUGUUCAUCAUAGAAAUCUUGUUCGGCUUCUUGGUUGUUGCAGUAUAGGCGAAGAAAGAAUCCUUGUUUAUGAAUACAUGGCAAACACCAGCUUAGACAAAUUCAUAUUUGGAAAAAGAAAAGGUUCCCUCAACUGGAAACAACGCUACGAUAUAAUUUUGGGCACAGCAAGGGGAUUGACUUAUCUACAUGAGGAAUUUCAUGUUUCUAUCAUACAUAGAGAUAUUAAGAGUGGCAACAUCCUCUUGGAUGAACAACUUCAGCCCAAAAUUUCUGACUUUGGGUUGGUGAAACUCCUUCCAGGGGAUAAAUCUCAUAUUCGCACAAGAGUUGCAGGAACAUUGGGAUACACAGCACCUGAAUAUGUACUCCAAGGUCAAUUAUCAGAAAAGGCUGAUACAUACAGCUAUGGAAUUGUAGUAUUAGAAAUCAUAAGUGGUCAAAAGAGUACAGAUGUGAAAGUUGAUGAUGAUGGUGAUGAAGAAUAUCUUCUUCGACGAGCAUGGAAGUUGCAUGAGAGAGGCAUGCUUUUGGAGUUAGUGGACAAAAGCUUAGACCCUAAUAACUAUGACGCAGAAGAAGUGAAGAAAGUCAUAAGCAUUGCUUUGUUGUGCACUCAAGCAUCGGCUGCAAUGAGGCCAUCCAUGUCUGAAGUUGUAGUCCUACUUAGUUGCAAUGACUUACUUCAGCAUAUGAGACCUUCAAUGCCUAUUUUUAUUGGAUCAAAUUCAAGGCUUCACAGAGUUAUCUCUGCUUCAACUGGUUCCUCUACAUCUAAUGUUACUCCCUCCAAUUCUAUAGUACCUGUUCGAUGAUUAAUUAAUAAUUAUAUGAUGCAAAUGAAAAAAUUCAUGUCCAAAUCAUUUUUAAAAAUUGGUACAAUAAUGUGUGAUUCUUAUUUGAAAUAACAUAUUACACCUGAGUUUUCUUAAGAAUGCACAUGAUUCCUUCAAUUCCUUUCUUUAAGGUUUUUGCAACGCUUCAUACAAGGUUACAUUGCAUAAUUUAUGUGUUCCUUGAGUAACAGUAAGUGUCAGUGUAAUGUGUAUGUCGGGGAUGUUAGUGUAACAUUUUUCAAACAAUUGAGAAUGGUUAAGGUAGAAGUAGAAAAAAGAAGAGUAUCGAGAAAAAUUUACGAAGCCUUAGGAAAUGUCAUAAUUACUCUAUUUUAAAUUUCUGUCUAGAGUCCUUUGCAUUUGUAAUAUUAUGAUUUUUGAGGUUUCUAUUGUCACAUCACAACUAGAAGGCUUUUACAUUUGUUAAUAGCAACACAACAAGCACAACUAUUUUAAACUAAUUAACUUACAUAUACACACAUAAUUAACUUUGUAAGCGACCCUUGUUUUGAGAUGAACUAUGAGUUAUUAAAGUUGUGACUAUGAAAGAGUGUCUUCCUCACAUAGGGAGGGGCUUCUUGUGUCCAUGGAUUUUGUAGCACUCCAGGUUCAUGGUGUGGAAUGCAUACCAACAAGUUAUUUGUGGGUCUCGAGGCACAAUGUCAUUCUUGUCGUGUGCCAUUCUUGAUGUGUGCAGGACUUUACGACUACAUUAACUGUUUGACAUGACUAUAGGACCAUGAGGAAGAUGGGGAUGAGCUAUCGAGUGGCAGUAGUCCUUGUACCAAGGUUGAGUCCUGGGGUUAUCUAGUCAAAGGCUCGAGCUAAGUGCUUGGUCAUGUUAUUUUUCCAUAAUAAUA